AUUUCAACCAUUUACAUUAUAGUUUAGACAAAAAAGAUGAGUAUGGAUUCGCAGCUUAUUAAGACAGUGAAUAAACUGCAAGAUGCGUUUGCAACAGUCGGUGUUCACAAUCCAGUGGAUUUACCUCAAAUUGCAGUGAUUGGGUCUCAAUCCAGUGGCAAGAGUUCCGUCUUGGAAAACAUUGUGGGCCGUGAUUUUCUUCCUCGUGGUACUGGUAUUGUCACUCGUCGACCCUUGAUUCUACAAUUAAUCAAUCGACCUGCUUCGGAAGACAACAAGGAAGAGAGUGCUAAAGAAGAUGCCGGACACAACAACCAAAACGAAUGGGGAGAAUUCCUUCAUUUACCAGGUCAAAAGUUUUUUGAUUUCAACAAGAUUCGAGAAGAGAUUGUAAAGGACACCGAGUUAAAGACUGGUAAGAAUUUGGGUAUCUCUCCUCAACCCAUUAAUCUACGUAUCUUUUCACCCAAUGUCUUGACUUUAACCUUGGUCGAUUUACCGGGUUUAACCAAGGUCCCCGUGGGAGAUCAACCCAAAGAUAUCGAGAAACAAAUUCGAGACAUGAUCCUCAAGUACAUUACAAAACCCAACAGUAUCAUUUUGGCAGUAACCGCAGCGAACACAGAUUUGGCCAAUUCAGAUGGUUUGAAAUUAGCAAGAGAUGUGGAUCCUGAGGGUUUGCGUACAAUCGGUGUCUUGACCAAGGUCGAUUUAAUGGAUCAAGGUACCGAUGUCAUUGAUAUCUUGGCCGGACGUGUUGUGCCUCUUCGUUUAGGUUAUGUCCCCGUAGUCAAUCGUGGUCAGCGUGAUAUCGAGAGUAAAAAAUCCAUCAAGCGUGCAUUAGAAUAUGAAUCAGAGUACUUUGAAAAUCACGCUGCUUACAAGUCCAAAGCUCAAUACUGUGGUACUCCCUUUUUAGCACGCAAGCUAAAUAUGAUCUUGAUGCAUCAUAUCCGAAACACUUUACCCGAAAUCAAGGCCAAAAUACAAGCUGCUUUACAAAAAUACCAACAAGAGUUAUUAACUUUGGGGGAUCCUUUAGAUGAUGGGUCUUCCGCCAGUCGUGCUAAUCUGGUUUUAAAUAUCAUUACCGAAUUCUGUACAGAGUUCCGUACAAUCAUUGAUGGUAACUCCAAUGAUCUCUCCAGCUUUGAAUUGUCCGGUGGUGCUCGUAUUAGUUUUGUAUUCCAUGAAUUGUACGCCAAUGGCGUGAAAAGUAUUGAUCCUUUAGAACAAACAAAGGACAUUGAUAUCCGUACCAUUUUGUACAACUCAUCUGGUUCAUCGCCUGCUUUAUUUGUUGCAACUACUGCCUUUGAAGUGAUUAUCAAGCAACAAAUCAAGCGUUUGGAAGAACCCAGUGUCAAGUGUAUCAAUAUGGUGUAUGAUGAAUUGGUGCGUAUCCUCAGUCAAUUAUUAACCAAGCAAUUCUUUAAACGAUUCCCUACCCUCAAAGAGAAAUUCUAUCAGGUGGUCUUAUCCUUCUUUAAGAAGGCCAUCCAACCCACCUCUAAAUUGGUGACGGAUCUGGUAGCUAUGGAAGCAUGUUAUAUUAACACGGCACAUCCUGACUUUUUGAAUGGACAUCAAGCGAUUGCCAUGGUAAACGAGCGUAUUCUUCAAAAGAAUCAGCAACAACAACUGGAACAACAACACAGUACUAAAUCGAAAUCCAACGUGUUGCAAACCAAUCAAAAUGAGUCGAAUACAGAAAGCAAUGGGCUGUUUGGAAGUUUCUUUUCGGGUAAAAAGACACCUGCUCAAAAGAAGUCUGCUUCUGCCAUGAUGGAUGCACCUCCUACCACAUUAAAGGCCACAGGUGCACUUUCUGAUCGUGAAUUUAUGGAGACCGAAGUUAUCAAACUCUUGAUUCAAUCAUAUUAUAAUAUCGUCAAGCGUACCAUGGUGGAUAUGGUCCCCAAAGCCAUCAUGUUAAACUUAGUGAAUCAUUCUAAAGAAGAACUUCAACGUGAAUUAUUAACCGAACUUUAUAAACAUGACGUGCUUGAUGAUCUUUUACAAGAAUCUGACUUUACUAGACAAAGAAGAAAGGAUUGUAAAAAGAUGAUUGAAGCAUUACAAAAAGCUGAUGAAAUUGUAGGCUCUGUCUAAUAUCAAACUCCCCCCCCCCCCUCCUUUUUUUUUUUUCGUAAUAAAUCGUCUCUUUCAUCCAAGAGCAGCAAGUCAUCGUAAACUCUUGUUUAGGUACUUUGUAUUUGGUGGAAUCACCCAAGUACGCACGUAUCCAUGUCUUGCAUGAAUUUUCCUUUUUAUACUAGAUAAUCAAACUUCGUCCUCUUGAGUCUUCCCUUUUGGCGUGAAAAUCAUAAAAGAAACGC
Molecule: messenger RNA, 2339 nt
Organism: Mucor mucedo
Lineage: Eukaryota; Fungi; Mucoromycota; Mucoromycetes; Mucorales; Mucoraceae
Product: Dynamin central region-domain-containing protein
Exons: 4
Coding region: 37-2112 (691 amino acids)
Biological process (GO): peroxisome organization
Cellular component (GO): cytoplasm; peroxisome; microtubule
Molecular function (GO): microtubule binding; GTP binding; GTPase activity
Source: RefSeq, a predicted model, not a curated record